Messenger RNA from Paramisgurnus dabryanus, 985 nucleotides. RefSeq lists its product as uncharacterized. The record is from RefSeq and is a predicted model, not a curated record. Lineage: Eukaryota; Metazoa; Chordata; Actinopteri; Cypriniformes; Cobitidae.
GUUUGGCUGUGUCAGCCUGUCAAUCAUCAUUGGUCAAAUAGCUAACGUUAACACGUUGGACAGUAGAUAACGGUUUGCUCUAAACAUUCAUUUAACAAGUAUAUAAGGUGACUGCAAUUUAUUUUGUUAAAAUAUAAUUAUUGUUUCCUGUUCAUUCCUUCAUGUGGUGCGAUAAAGUUUUUUGUAUUUAUAAUUUAUAAAUUUGGUGCCGUUUUAAUGGCAAAACGAAUUUUAUAUUGUAUCAUAAAGAUGUCCAUCAGCGCUGUACACACAAUAUAGUUUAAAUAACUUUAAUAUUUAAUUAUAAUAUUAAUAAACAGAGAGACUAUAAUCGUACCAUUUAAAAGACAAAUUCAGUUAUGUUUUAAACUUCCAUUUGUCGUUUUCUAACCGUCCGGUAAAGGAAAUAGCAAAAGGUAAACUAAGCCUGGGAAAAUAAUUUGAUUUUUACCCAAACAAACAAAAAAUGUUAUGGUCAUGAUGUUUUCUUUUUACAGUGUUUAUCCUCAUAUAUUUUGUCUCAGCCAUUCCUCAUCACCACGUACAAAGGCUCAAGCUGUUGUUCGUGACCUAAUGAUUGUGACCGGAAAAAUCAAACAUCGCAACCGAAUACAACAUAAGGAUGGAAUCAGGUUUUGUGUCACAGUGGCUGAACUCUGAUUUUUUCAUUGUGUUUGUGGUGGUGCUGGUGCUCCUUUUACUGGUCAUCUUUGCUGUCUGCUGGGUCAUGAGACGUCAACAUACACAGAGAACAACAGAGAAGAUGGCUGAAAUACAGAUUAUUCCAAUUGAUGCUUCAGACAGGGGGAACUUACCCAGAUUUACCCUGAAGAUUGUGACUGAGCAAACACAUGCAACAGAGCUUGUAGAGAUGUUAACUCAUAGAGGUCACUCAAUUGUUCCAGAUCACCAUGGCAAUCCUUCAGUCUCUGCUGUUACAGCAGAGGAUGACAAAGAUUAUAAAGAUGCAUUACAGAAUUUAUAA